Molecule: messenger RNA, 2596 nt
Organism: Bombyx mandarina (wild silkworm)
Lineage: Eukaryota; Metazoa; Arthropoda; Insecta; Lepidoptera; Bombycidae
Biological process (GO): endosome organization; retrograde transport, endosome to Golgi; receptor recycling
Cellular component (GO): recycling endosome; early endosome; trans-Golgi network
Source: RefSeq, a predicted model, not a curated record
AUUGUCAACUGUCAAUUAAUCUAAUUUGUGUCGAAUGAAAAUAAAAUAUGGUGUAUGAGUAAUAAAUUCCAUUAAAAUCCAAAAAAAGGAUUUUUCCAAAUGAAAUGCAACGUUCGAGAAGUCGCUCAGCUGAGCGAUCGACCUUGUGUAAUUGAAGGAAGAUUAAAUUACAAAAAGAUUACAAAUGGAAGCUACAGACAUCAAGCAAUUUUUAAGGAACGAUGGUUUCGGCUAAUUAACAACUAUUUAUUUUAUUUUAAAAUAAGUGAAAUGGGUAAAUUUGACACGAAAAACCCUGCUGGAGUAUUUGUAUUGGAAAACUCGUCAAUACAGAUGGAACAUGGCCAGAGCAUACCAUUCUCAUUCUCAAUUUCAUUUAUAGAUGAACCCGAAAAGAGGCAUGUAUUUGCUGCGCGAGCUGAGGAUAAUGUAGUAAAAUGGGUAAUCAGUUUACGGGAAUGCUCAUAUGAAUAUUUACGUAAUAGACUCCAUACUUUACAAUCCAAAAUAUUCUCAAUCACUGGCAAGGAUCCAUUAUUGUUGGUGCCUAGAAAUGAGGGUGCUUGUUUGUGGGCACCUGCUGUUCCUUUUUCAACAACACCUGCAUGCACAGUGAACACAAGCUCGUUUAGUUGUCAUCUCCACACUAACGGUGCAUUCACUCUUGAACGAAGCAAGUCAGAUGUUCAGGCCUACAAGCAUUGUCGUACAGAGUUCAUACAAAAAGCUACUUUCUAUACCAAUGAAUCAAAACCAAAAAGUGAAAAAGAUGAAGAAUGCACUUUUGCAUUAGGAAGAAGUAAAACCUCAGCUCUUCUUCCUGGGAGUGUAAAUCUAAUGGAUUCUAGUAUAUUUGACAAUCGGCCUUCAUACUCCAGAGCGGCGCCCAGUCCGCCCGUUCGUACUAAACUGUCACCAAAUAAUCGACGUGCUGAAUUAAACUAUGAUGUGAAAGUAUUUACUGAACAUGGAAGGCAUUUGAACACAACAGGAAUACUUGAUGACAUUCCUGUGCCACCCAGGAGAAAAAUAUCACCCAAACAUAUAGUGCCCAAUGACAAUGAUUCUAAUAGAGAACUACAGACAUCAAGUGAAGAUCUUAUUACGUUUUAAAAAAUGUUUUAUUUGCAAUAAGGUGUAUUGGAGCCAUUCCGAAAAUGAAAACAGAUUGUAGAGCUGUGUUCCUUGGUACAGUGGCAUAAAAAACUAAAUCAUAGAAUUAUAUUUCACUUUUUCGUUUGUAUUGAAGGUAAUCUUAGAUAUUUGAAGAAUGUCCGAUGCGCAGGAUGCACAUAUAUUACUGAGAGAAUGCAGAGCAGUUUUUGCCAACUGCUUUUCCGUUGUAGAAAUACCAACCAAUAAUAUUUUUGAUUACAUUCGACUCUUUUUACAUACCACCUCACAACACCCAACGUGUGGUGCUACGAUUCGGGGAUUCAAUACCUUGCUUCAAAAUGGGUAGUAAUACAUGGUUGUUUUACAUUCGGAAAAGGUGCCCAAACACCUAGAACUAAGUAAAAAUCCCACCUUUACAAAAAUGUGUAUAAUAUUUAUAGAGCAAAAUAUUAUAAAUAUAAAUCAAAGAAUAAAAUGAUAAAAUUUAGAUGUGUCGAUCGAAUACCGACCGAAUGACAUCUCUCGAUAAUUAUUGACCUGCAACGUCUCUACGUAAUCGAUGUGCAGACGACAGAAGGAAGAUCUAAUAAGUUGUAUCAAUAUUAUACUUUGAAUUACCUUUUUUUUUCAACUUUAUAGUCGGUUAUUUAGUCAAAAUGCAGUUUUCAUUCCAAAAAAGGUCUGUCAACGGUUCAACGACCGAAUUAUUUAACUUGUCAAACAACUUGCAAACGGUUACGAAGGAUGCAGAUUACGGGUGGACCGAUCGACAUGUCUCAUUUAGUAUGACUUGUGUACCAAUGUUGUUGUAUAGAAUAUAAAUUAGACUAUAGUAAAGAGAAUACUGGUCAAUGGCUACGGUAAUUAUUUUCUCUGUUUGUUCACUUGGACAAUUACAGGGGAUGUAGCCCAUACAACGGAGUAUUUUGUACCGAAAUUCUACCUCGGCCAUAGUUAACGGUCUAUCUUUACCUUCAAAAUAUUAUAUUUAAUUAAUAAUUAACCAGUGUAAUUAAGAGUGUAAAGAGUAUAUAAAUCAUUGAAUUUAAGACUGCUUUGUGAUAUUAGCAAUUUCAAAGAAGGCGUAAUAUAAAUUAAACAACGAUUAGUUUAUCUAAGCGAUAUGUUGCCUAUGAUGAAAAUAAUGGGUUAUAUGAAAUAUUUAAUUACGGUAUCAAUUAAUUUUACUCAAUGACUAUAAAGUAUGUCAAUAUUCAUUCUAAACAAAGGUCUAGCUUGUAUUACAUCACAGACGCCUUAAUCUAAUUAUUUUACGAGAUUGGAUCUUGAUAUGGUGCGGCGCUCUUCGUAAACAUACAGGGUGUCUCAGAAAGUAACGAUAACCUGAUAUCGGGGGAAAGACACUUAUGAUGAGCCAGUACAAAAAAAACCAGCCUUUUACACAGUUACACACUGUUACAGUUACUUAGAGUACCAAUUAUUCAUUAAACAAAAAAAUACGCAAAAAUCCAAAAUAUAA